Sorghum bicolor (sorghum) is the source of this 1628-nucleotide messenger RNA. RefSeq names its product acyl transferase 1. The coding region runs from base 1 to 1374 and encodes 457 amino acids. The record is from RefSeq and is a predicted model, not a curated record. NCBI's taxonomy places the organism in Eukaryota, Viridiplantae, Streptophyta, Magnoliopsida, Poales, Poaceae. The transcript has 2 exons.
AUGGUGUCCUUCAAGGCACGCCGGAGCGAGCCACAGCUGGUGUCGCCGGCGCGGCCGACGCCACGCGAGACCAAGCCGCUCUCCGACAUCGACGACCAGCGCCUGCUCCGCUACUACGAGACGGUCGUCGGCUUCUUCCGCACCUGCCCCGGCCGGACCGACGACAGGAGGCCGGCCGACCUCAAGGGGGCCUUCAAGGCGGCGCUCGCGGAGGCGCUGGUGUACUACUACCCCAUCGCCGGCCGCCUCAGGGAGGAUGCCGGAGGGAAGCUCGUCGUCGACUGCACCGCGGAAGGCGUGGUGUUCGUCGAGGCCGACGCCGACGUGCGGCUCCAGGAGUUCGGCGAGCCGCUGCUGCCGCCGUAUCCGUGCCUGGACCAGCUGCUCUGCGAUCCUGGUGAUGUCAAAGCCGUCAUUGGCAGACCAUUGCUCUUCAUGCAGGUGACAGAACUCAAAUGUGGUGGAUUUGUUCUUGGAUUCCACAUGUGUCAUAACAUCGCAGAUGGAUUCGGUAUGAUUCAAUUCAUGACAAGUGUAACUGAACUAAUGGUUGAAGCAUCCCCGAGCAUUCUUCCAGUUUGGAAAAGAGAGCUUCUAACUACAGCACACAACACAAGCCCCAUCCCAUACCCAAACCCUGCAUACAAACCACUGCUAGAUAGCUUAGGCUCCACAUCUGACGAUGUGAUGCUGUCAACUCCACCCGAUCGCAUGGUAGCCCAAUACCUUGUCUUUGGGCAAAGAGAGGUGGCCGCUCUACGAAGCCACAUACCGGAACACCUCGCCGAUUCAGUGACAUCCUUCGAGCUUCUAACUGCAGUCAUGUGGCGGUGCCGCACCAUAGCUCUGGGCUAUGAACCUAGCCAGCGAGUGCGGCUUAUGAUCACCAUGAAUGCCCGUGGCAGGUGGAAUCGCCACACCCUCAUCCCAUGGGGCUACUAUGGCAAUGCACAUGUUUCUCCUAUAGUGGAACUGACCGUCGACGAGCUCUGCCGGCAGGCGCUCGCCGACACGGUGGAGCUCGUGUGCGAAACCAAGCUCAGCGUGACCAAGGAGUGCCUAGCAUCGAUGGUGGAUACGACGGCGUACAUCCGUCAGUGUCCGCCUCUGACCAUGGACAGGACGUACGAGGUCUCGGACACCAGAUGGAUUGCUGCCGGGAAAGGACUGCAGCUUGGGUGGGCGGAGUAUGUGGGCGGCGGCAUUCCACUCGCCGGCGACCUCACUUCAAAGCUGGGAAGCCAUCACAUGAGGUGCCAGAACGAGGACGGCGAGGACUCCACGGUGGUGUCGCUGCUGCUGCCGAGGCCGGCGAUGGAGAGGUUCAAGAAAGAGAUGGCUGUUUGGCUCAACAAGCAUGACAAGAAUCUCUAAUUAUACCCCCAGUUCCCUCUAGCAGCUAUAUGCUAUAGGUAUCAAGCUCUACAAGGAUUUACUGUUGUGCUCAAUGUAUUUUUGUCGUUUUGAGAUGGCUGAGUGUUUAGUCAAACACAGUUGGAUUUCAUUCUUGUUUGACUUCUGCAAUGAGAAACAGUUGGAUUUCUUUGUUCUUUAACUCUAGAGGACAAACAGUUGCACUGUUCUGAUUCUUUAAAUUUUGCAAGAACAAUGUAUUGCCGUUUCGCUAA